Messenger RNA from Hyposmocoma kahamanoa, 2188 nucleotides. Its product is annotated as putative polypeptide N-acetylgalactosaminyltransferase 9. Gene Ontology annotation, cellular component: Golgi apparatus. The record is from RefSeq and is a predicted model, not a curated record. Lineage: Eukaryota; Metazoa; Arthropoda; Insecta; Lepidoptera; Cosmopterigidae. The coding region runs from base 128 to 1378 and encodes 416 amino acids. The transcript is spliced from 7 exons.
UGCUCCCAAUUUAUCAAAAGUAUCUGUUGUGAUAACUUUUUUCAACGAAGCAUGGUCGACUUUGUUAAGAACAAUACACUCGGUACUUCAUAGAACACCAGACUAUUUACUAAAAGAAAUCAUAUUAAUGGACGACUCUUCAUAUUUGCUGCCUCUUAUGAUCCGCUUAGAAAUUUUCGUAAAACACUUGCCCAAGGUAAAAUUGUUAAGAGGCGAUGAUCACAUGGGCGUUAUUAAAGCAAGAGUUCUUGCAGCUAAAGCCGCUGAAGCUCCAGUCAUUGUGUUUCUUGACAGUCACUGCGAAGUUACUCAAGGAUGGUUGGAGCCUCUUCUCGAUCGCAUAGCGAGAAACCCAACCACUGUUGCAAGUCCCACUAUAGACGAAAUAGACAGAAAUACUUUCGAAUAUAAACCUGAAGACAUAAAUGAUUUAAAAAUCGGUGGUUUUGAUUGGAAAUUGAAUUUUGUAUGGAACGUUUUACCUCGGGAACGUUAUAUUAAACUGACUCACGCUGCACAGCCUCGUGCAAGUCCUGUGCUACCAGGUGGAAUAUUUGCUAUCGAUAAGGACUUCUUUUCGCAUUUGGGGUACUAUGAUGAAGGUUUUGAUAUUUUUGGACGGGAAAAUAUGGAAUUGUCCUUUAAAGCAUGGAUGUGUGGGGGUAGAGUAGAAAUAUUACCAUGUUCACAUGUCGGUCACGUGCCGAGAAAAGGAAUUUUCUACAAGAAAAGCAAGAUGAUUGACAAUAAAAACGCUAUACGUAUUGCUCAGGUAUGGUUGGAUGAUUAUGCAAAAUAUUUUUACGAAACAAUUGGUAAUAAUAUAGGAAAUGUCGGAAGCGUAGAUCAAAGAAAACGGUUAAGACAGAAACUGAACUGCAGAUCUUUUGAAUGGUAUUUGAAAAACGUUAAUCCACAUAUGGAAAUACCUAGUAACUUCGCUGGCCGAGGAAACAUAAUCAACAACGAGCGUCUUUGUUUGGACUCAGCGGUUCCUCAAAACCGUACUGGAGAUGACGUUAUUUUGACAAAAUGUUACAAGGAAGGUGGAAAUCAGUAUUGGGUCUAUUCGAGACAAGGCGAAAUCAAACAAGGUCGUUGGUGCUUAGACUACGACGAGAAUCUGAAGGUAGUGCUGAACUUAUGUACCAGCAGGUUAAAAAGUCAAAUGUGGUUAUACAAGGAUUCUACUCACCACAUCAUGAACAUGCGGAAUCUUCUAUGUUUAAGAACAACAAAACAACCCAAAAAAUGGGGCGUCAUGUUAAAGAAGUGCUCAGACUCGCAUAAACAGAAAUGGAUAAUACUGAACUUCAGAGUAGAUUCCCUAGAUCCUGAGCUCCAAAUACUUUCUAAAAGGCCACCAUUCAAAUAUUAGACAAUAUUGAUAAUAUUUCCAAUAUUUGUUUACUUUAUGUUACUUUUAAUGCGUUACAUAAUAGAGUUCAAUAUGUUUGAUUUCACUUAUCGUUAUUAGUAUUUAAUAUUGAUUACAAUAGUGAGCCAUUUUUCUUUGAUAUUCUUUAUUAAUAAAAAGGAAUAUAUAGGUUUCAUAAAAUGCAUUAUAUCCGUACAUUAAAGCAAGGUCAUUAAAUUUCAUAACCUGAUGGAAAUUUAUUAGAAAAAGACUAUCAACCCUAUAAUUGGAUUUGCAAAACACCGAUUCCGUCGCAAUGUAAAGCUCUUCCUUACGCACCGCAACACCCCUUUCCUCUUCGUCUCCAGGCCCCUUGUCCGAUGAGCACACGUUCUAUCGCCGUUUCAAAGCACUAUAUGGCAUGUAGUUAUAAUUUAUAUGUAGUACAAUGCAGCGUCAUCGUCGCGUCGCAACGCCGACGCAAAGCUUCGUGUGGCAUCGCUCUUAACCAUAAAACAGUGUCUUCUCUAUUAGAAAUCUAUGAAAGUAUUUCGUCACCAUUUACAGCUACCAGACCUGGCUAGAGAUGUCGCUAUUCACUGUAUUAAAAUUUUUAUUGAAUUGAUAUUCAAUUAUUUUUUAUGUGAAAUUAUUCGUUUGUUAUAUUAGUGUCUUCUCUGUCACACAGUUGUGAGUGACAGAGAUGACGCUCGAUAAAUCGGAAAUCAGUCGAUCGUGAUUUUUUAAAGCUCGUUGUGUAACAUAAUAUAUAUACAGCCUAACUGAGGUUCCGAAAUGAGGUACAAUUACCUCAAUCUCAAUUUUCUUUAU